This is a messenger RNA of Leptonychotes weddellii (Weddell seal), 3549 nucleotides long. NCBI's taxonomy places the organism in Eukaryota, Metazoa, Chordata, Mammalia, Carnivora, Phocidae. The record is from RefSeq and is a predicted model, not a curated record.
CGUAAAGCGGAGUUGCCGCCGCUGUUGGGUGAGAAAGCAAGAUUAUCUUCUUAUUCAAAAAAGAUGAAACGAACACGGUUACUCUCAAAAGACAACCAAGUGAGCACCUUAGACUAAUGAGUAGAAUCAAUAAGAACGUGAUUUUGGCGCUUUUAACUUUGACAAGUUCUGCAUUUCUACUGUUUCAGUUGUACUACUACAAGCACUAUUUAUCAGCAAAGAAUGGAGCUGGUUUAUCAAAAUCUAAAGGAAGCCGAAAUGGAUUUGAUAGCACACAGUGGCGUGCAGUUAAAAAAUUUAUUAUGCUAACAUCCAGCCAAAAUGUACCAGUGUUCCUUAUUGAUCCUUUGAUUCUGGAAUUGAUUAAUAAAGACUUUGAACAAGUCAAAAAUACUUCUCAUGGCUCCACUUCAGAAUGCAAGUUUUUCUGUGUUCCAAGAGACUUUACUGCGUUUGCACUGCGGUAUCACCUGUGGAAGAAUGAGGAAGGCUGGUUCCGGAUAGCUGAAAAUAUGGGAUUUCAAUGCCUAAAGAUUAAGAGCAAAGAUCCCCGGCUAGAUGGGAUAGACUCCCUUUCUGGAACUGAAAUUCCCCUGCACUACGUCUGCAGAUUGGCCAAUCAUGCCAUCCACUUGGUGGUCUUUCAUGAGAGGAAUGGCAACUACCUCUGGCAUGGCCAUUUACGACUCAAAGGACACAUGGAUAGGAAAUUUGUUCCUUUUCGAAAGUUACAGUUUGGUCGUUAUCCUGGAGCUUUUGACAGGCCAGAGUUGAAACAAAUUACUGUUGAUGGACUAGAAGUUUUCAUCCCGAAAGAUCCAGUGCACUUUCUAGAAGAAAUACCACACUCUAGGUUUAUUGAGUGUAGGUAUAAAGAAGCUCGAGCAUUCUUUCAGCAGUACCUUGAUGAUAACACUGUGGAAGCUAUGGCCUUUCGGAAGAAUGCAAAGGAAUUAUUGCAACUGGCAGCCAAAACAUUAAAGAAAUUGGGAGUACGGUUCUGGCUGAGCAGUGGAACUUGUCUAGGGUGGUAUCGGCAAUGCAACAUUAUUCCUUAUAGUAAAGAUGUUGACCUAGGAAUUUUUAUACAAGAUUAUAAAUCUGAUAUUAUUUCAGCAUUUCAGGAUGUAGGACUUCCACUCAAACACAAAUUUGGGAAGGUAGAGGACAGCUUGGAACUAUCUUUCCAAGGAAAAGAUGAUAUAAAACUCGACAUUUUUUUCUUCUAUGAAGAGACUGACCAUAUGUGGAAUGGAGGCACUCAGGCCAAAACGGGAAAAAAAUUUAAAUACCUGUUUCCCAAGUUUACACUGUGCUGGACCGAGUUUGUAGACAUGAAGAUUCAUGUGCCCUGUGAAACUAUUGAGUACCUUGAAGCCAACUAUGGUAAGAGCUGGAAGAUUCCUGUGAAGACAUGGGACUGGAAGCGCUCUCCCCCCAAUGUGCGGCCCAAUGGAAUCUGGCCUAUUUCUGAGUGGGAUGAGGUUAUCCAGUUAUACUGAGACAGUAGGUUGAAAUGGUAGAAUCCCCCUUCUGAAACAAAGGUGGAUAACUGUUUAAGAAGAUAAAUCUCUAUUUGUCAAAUGUAAGUAGGGGCCAAAGAUAUGUCAAGUGUGAAGAUGCAGAAAGAGUCCUAACCUCUGAGCCAUCUGAUUUAAUUCUCUCAUUUUACUUUUAUUAAGGAGUCCCCGUGUGCCAGGUACAGUGCUAGGUUAGAGUGGAGAAGCGGAGAUGAGUGACACACAUGCCUGUCUCUUCCCCUUCCCUUUGGUAAGCACCUCAGUUUUCCUUUGAGGGAAACACCCUUACCUUUGAAGCUCCUAUAAAAUAUGAUGUUCUUUCAGAAUGUUAGAUAAUGGUUGGACUGGAUGAUGGGUUUAUUGGGCAAAGCUAAGGAGGGAUAUACCAGUAAAAAAGAAUAGCCCGUUCCUGCAAUCAGAAGUUAAGCUUGUAUGUUAGUGCUGCUUUUAAGGUUGUAGAGUUGGAGUUAAUAUUUAAGUGAUCAGACUUUAGGUGGCAUCAAGAAAAGAUGCUAGAUUCAUUUUACAAGCAACAGAAUGAGAGCUUCUUUCUAGCUUUGUCAAAGAUAUGCAAAUUUCCGUACAUUUUCUAUUUUUAUAUUCGAAGUGAAAAGGAAGCUUGUGCUUGUGUGAUGCUUUAAUUUCCAGCUAUUGUGAGAAUAUUUUCACUGACCUCUGUAGCACUUGUUAACAAAUCAUUCAAGCGAGAUCAUGCUACCAGACGUGAUUUUGAAAGGGUUAUGAUUUCACAAAACUUACUUUCCUUGUUUCAUUACCAACCAUCUGUUAGGUAAAAAUACGAGCUAUUCAAGGACUUUAAUAUUUUCUGAAUUUUUAAUCCUUGUACUUCCAAUUUUAAUGUUAACACUAAAAUAGUAAUAGAAAUACCUCUAAUUUUUCUAAGUGUACUCUUCUGUGUAUUCAUUCAUCAAUUACAGCUCCGUAUCUUUAUUUAUGGCCUAUAAACCAAUUUAAAUGGUAUAUAAGCCUACCUGUCCCCUCUCCUCUAUACUAUAUCACAUGUCCAAAAUGAAGAUAAAUGGCAAAUCUGACAAAUGCUUUCUCCGUCCUCCUGCCCCCAGAUCAUGGUGUUUGUAAAAUUUGUGUCCAUUCUCAUUGUUCUAUCUAGAUGUUCUGUCUGUUGCAUAUUGAUGGGACGAGAACUCAGACUUCCCUGCUUUAUCAAGUACCACCAAUUUUAAAACCCUUCAGUUUCCUUUCCCCGCCUCAAGAUGUGUUUCUGAGUGGGCUGGGAUGGCCCUGUCUCCCCCAUCUCUUCAUGAGUCAUUUAAUGGUAUAUUCCAAGUGAGAAGUAAAGGUAUAUGUAGGCACAGUAAACACUGCUAUCUUUUUCUUUGUCCAGGAAAGGAAGCCAAGUCUUACAUUUCAUCCAGGCUGCUUAGGACUACUUUCUCAACAAAAUCCCAGACUUUCCUCUAAAACCAGAGAAUAAUAGCAAUGUCAGAAUGGAAACCAGAGGGUCUGAGGGAAUAGGCUGACUGAAUUUUCCUAAAACAAAGUUGGGAAAAGUGACCUGCAGCCACCGAACUUUAUAUUUUCAAAACACCAAAAACUUUUUUUUGAUAAAUGAUAACCACUGACCUUCCUCCCUUAGGAUGAGCUUUCAAUGUGUACUCAUUGGAUCUUUUCAUAACUAACAUAAUGAGGUUUUCAGGGACUCUUACAGAUUACCAGUACACUUGUCCCCAAAUGACCGGCCACUGUAAUCAGAUUCUCUUUGCUGGAAAAUCAGCCCAUAGAAAUUACACCAGAAUUCUAAAUAGCUGAACCUAAUUUCAUUUUUCAUGGUUGAAAACAUAUCAGGAUAAUAAUAGUGUUCCUCGGUAAAAUCUACCCUGCUUAGUGAGGACCAUUUGCUUGUGCUCAGCAUCUAGAAGUGUAUGUAAAAGUACAUACAUAUUUCUGCCCAUUUCAAGUUGGGGCUUCCACUGUUUGCCAGGGGGUCCUACCCACCCUUUAUAUAUAUAUAUAUAUAUUUUAAAGAUUUUUAUUUAUUUGACAGAGAAAC